Molecule: messenger RNA, 1500 nt
Organism: Candidula unifasciata
Lineage: Eukaryota; Metazoa; Mollusca; Gastropoda; Stylommatophora; Geomitridae
Source: the annotation of a GenBank genome assembly
AUGUCGUCCAGCUUCUACUUCCUUGUGGUCCUGCAUGGUAUUCUUAUUGUUGUCCUUGGCAACAACCUCUGUAUCUUCAAGGAAUGUGAUUGUGAGGGCACUAUCAUCCUGUGUAGUGAGCUAGGACUGACGAAGAUUCCAGAACGGGUUGCCACGAACUACACUGACUUCCAGCUGUUGGAUCUUGAGAUUAACAUGAUCACAAGUAUCCCAUCAGGAAGCCUACCAGCCAAUAUCCAAGAGCUCACACUUAUGGAGAACCCUAUAGCAACCAUUGAUGAUUCUGCUUUCGAUGACUGCGCCAACACUUUACAAACUUUGACUUUUUCGGCCGCUCGUUUUACUAGGAUUCCGGAUGCCUUCCUUCGCCUGAAGCAGCUAAAGAGCUUUAGUAUCUACGGCACAACAAUCUGGGAUUGGAAUCCAAUGGCGAUGAACAGUCUUGGCCAAACUCUUCAGACACUGGAUCUAGUCAUUUGUAAUAUAACCAUCUGGCCACAAUGGGUUAAGAACUUCACCGGUCUAACUGAACUUAAUUUAUCUGGAAAUUUCAUCUCUUCAAUUCCUGAUGAUGCUCUGGAUUUGUUAAGCAAUAUUCUAACAAGUCUUUCGCUUGCAAACAACAGUUUGACCUCUGUUCCGAAGACUUUCUCCAAACUUAACGCCCUGACAAUGUUAAACUUGCAGCAAAAUAGAAUCUCAGAUGUGUCGUGGCUUCCACCAAACUGUAAAUUAACGUCAUUAUCUCUCAAUUUUAACAAAAUUUCUGACGCAGUGCAACUUAGCAAUGCAUUACUUCCUUUCGCCACUUCUUUGAAUCAUUUAGAUGUAGAUAACAACAUUCUAACUGCAAUUCCAGAUUUGGGUUUUCUCAAAUUCAUACCCAGUCUGGACUUCUCAAGCAAUAAAAUGUCAGAUUCCCUAUCUGGGUCGGCUCCCCCUAAUACCAACUCUCUGGAUUUUGAAUCAAACGCAUUUAGGUUUAUUCCUAAGAUUCUGUGGAGCGUCAAGGAAGUAACGUACAUGAUUCUGUCUUCAAAUCGGAUAACAGACCUGGGAGAAAUGAGUUUUCCGCCGUGGAUAGUGGGCGCUGAGCUCGGAUAUAACCUACUUGUGGAGUUAAAAGAUUUGAGUUUUCCAGAAAAUUCCACUAUGCAAUUCUUAAACUUAAAUAACAACCCCAUUUGCAGAAUUUCUGACAACGCCUUUAAGAACCUACCACAGCUCUAUUUUCUCAAUUUGCAAUACACGGAGCUAACACGUCUGCCCCUCGGCCUAGCCUCGGCUAAAGGUCUAAGUGAUCUGGACCUUAGUGGGAGCGUCUACCUGGUGUGUACGUGCGCGGAGAUAAACUUACGGCAGUGGAUUCUAUCUCGGUCGGAUCGUGGGGUCAAUGGAGAUUGUGGCAGUACCAGCAUAUGGACUUUUUAUAGAGACUUGAGCCCGUUUUGCCCAGAACCGAUUACUUUAAACUACCAAACAGUGACAUACCUACGUUAG